CCCCAAGAUCACCGGCUCUGCCUGAGCGCUCGCUGAAGUCCUACAUCAUAGGUCUAUAUCCUCUACGGCACGGCCAUGAAAAGGGCACUGAAUCCCAGAAUCAAAAUAGGAAAUAGUCCCAACAGAAAGAUACAUCAGUGAUUCAUCCCUGGACACAGAGCCUGGUCCCAGUUCCAGUUUGACUGCUUGGGUCAGUGAACGUGAAUAUCCUCAAGUCCUGAUGGACCCCUCACAACUUUGCACAAACGACCCUGAGUGGUCUGCAGAACCAUUCACAGACAAUCAAACUAUUGUACAGGUGCAUGAACCAGAGACGCUAUCUGGGCUGUCCAUCCCAGAUGAAAAUGACACAAUAAACAUUUCCACCAAUGAGAAACGAUCUGACAGUGAUAGUUUAAACUAUUCAUCUUGCAGCAUGUCUCUUUGCUUAGAGUCUUCACAAAAGUCUGCCUUCGUUGCACCUUAUUGUACGGAUCCAGAAAGUGAAGCUGUACCUCCUUUGCCUGAUCUUUGCAGUGACUCUAUUCCAGCUCUAUCCAGUACAACAGAGCUGCAUGUAGAACCAGAAACAUCUCUGGUGUACUGCCUGAAGAACAAAAUUAGUUUGCCUGAAUCCCAGAAUUUAGACAUUGUUGAGGUUCCAGCACCUCUGUCAGAUCUUUAUAUUUUUGAAAGUGACACGCGGGAUUGUAUCCUUACCAACACAAAAGAUCGUCAUAAGACCACACAUCUUGAAUACCAGUUAACAUUGCAGUCGGGUGUCGGAAAGGCAGACCAAGACAGUGAUGCACAUGUCCCGAUGUGUUAUUUAGAAGGCAUUAAGACACAGUGUCAAAGUAGCUUUACAGAGGAACAAGUCUCAGAGACCAAUGUGUCAGAGGCAAGCCAAUCUGAUGAGUUACGAGCACCUGCUGUGGAUGCCUGGGAGGUGGACUGGAUGUCGGAAAGUGAUGUGAGAUUUGUGAAAGCAGAGGUCACAGCUUUGACCCUGCAAAGGCAGCACAGUGUCAGCCCCGCCGAGCUCUGGAUGGACGCGUGCCAGUAUCUGACAGGUGAGGAUGCGGGAGACAAGGAGGACGUGGAUCAUCAAGCUUUAAGUGACUCCUUACAAGAGUCAGAUUACAGUCCUGGUGACAACAGGAGGGUUGGCUGGUCACCAGUGGAGAGGUGGUCAUCAGUGGACAGCUGGGCCAGCGCGCUCUCAGACUGGACCGGGGUUAUUGAGGAUCCGGCAGAAGAAAUCACGGCCGCCUUUGCAGAAAUAGGGGCUGAGAUUGAUGCUUUGACACAAGCACUGCAGGAGGUGAGCACUCACUUCGAGCCAGAGACGCUGCAAGACGAUUUACGGGCUACAGAGGCGGAGGAAAGGCAGCAAACUAUGGGUGUGCAAGAUCAGCCACUAAAAACCCCAGAUAUCCCAGAGAGUCUCAUCCCUUCUGAACAAAGCUACCUUUCUUUGUGCCUUGACGCUUCAAGACCUGAACUUCAUGACAGAGGAGUCUCCCAGCAUGUUGCACCUCUGUGUACAUGUAGAGGAGAACGAGAGGCAGAAUCCUCCCCGCGCUCCGCUCUGCAAAACAUUCCGGCUGGAUCGUUCUCUGUGGGAGCAGAUUCAGAUGCUGGAAUGACUGAAGUCACACUCAAUGCUGGAACUGUGUCUCUGGGUUGUUUGGACCUCCCUUGGCUUGACAGAUAUUCCAAGACCUUUGAACAAGAUUUAUUUUCUAGUGAAGAUAACCAUCCAAUCGAGCUGAAAAUAACAGAAGAUGUGGAUUUGAACACCAACAGAGACCUGGUGCUCCAGGAGGUUUUUGAAGAUGAUCUGUGCAAGGGGUCUGUGACUGAGGAGCAGAUAAAAGGAGACAAGCGUCGAACAGAGCUCAGUAUCUUCUCCGCUCAUGAACCAGAGGUGGACACACCCACAAAUGUCUCGUUUAACACUUUUCUAGCCCCGUUUGGAGCAAGCCAGGUGGAGUCAGGUGGUCCUGAGCUUAUUAUGUGCUUAGCUCCCCUCAGUGGUAAUUCUGCCCUCGACUGUCGGACAAGCAGCAGCUCGGAAGGAGACCAAAGUUGCACAAAAACCUACCUGAGUGACAGCAUCUGUUGCGGUCAUGUGCGAGACUGCACACCAUCUCCGGCCCUGGGUGGAAUUACCAACAAACAAUUUCUGGAAGGUCACCAGGAGCCGAUUUAUAAAAAGCAGAACACAAUAAAUACUGAUGAGAAACUCUCUCCCGAUGAACGACAGGAGCUACAAAUUGAAGACACCGUGUGGCCUGUCCUUUCUGCAGCUGAUGAGAUCAAGGAUUUCAGCACAGAUCUAGCGAGGUUCACAGUUUUUCCUGGAGAUCAUCUGUUCAUAUCAGAGAAGGAUUGUGUUGCAUGCAUCACUUUAAACUUAAACGAUCCAUUCAUCCCUGGGUCUCAGAACCUGUCUUCACAGCUGCUGAAUUUGAGCAAACUCAGCUGAAAAUGCCUCACAAAACUUCAAAGAAUCCCCCAGACAGCAAAACGCGCUCCAAAAAGGACAAAUCAUCUGGUCAUCAUCAUGGAGCACAGGCUGCCAAAAAACAAGAGAGUACAUCGCAGCA
This is a messenger RNA of Poeciliopsis prolifica (blackstripe livebearer), 2591 nucleotides long. RefSeq lists its product as uncharacterized. The transcript has 3 exons. Bases 221 to 2470 code for a protein of 749 amino acids. Lineage: Eukaryota; Metazoa; Chordata; Actinopteri; Cyprinodontiformes; Poeciliidae. The record is from RefSeq and is a predicted model, not a curated record.